Anopheles maculipalpis is the source of this 4032-nucleotide messenger RNA. RefSeq names its product calcium-activated chloride channel regulator 1-like. The coding region runs from base 50 to 4027 and encodes 1325 amino acids. Lineage: Eukaryota; Metazoa; Arthropoda; Insecta; Diptera; Culicidae. The transcript has 3 exons. The record is from RefSeq and is a predicted model, not a curated record.
CCGUAUCGAUUUCCCUGACGAAGAAAUUCCUCACACACCGCGACACACGAUGGCAAGAACAUUAGCGCUUCCGGUGCUGCUGGUAACGGUGGCGUCGGUGGUGAUAUUCGGCACUGGUGUACAGUACGCCAGUGGCGCAUCAUCGAUCACGGUCGAGAAGUCAGCGUACAAAAACGUCGUCAUCGAGAUCCGGGAUAACGUCCCGGUGGACAACUGCCAAACGAUACUGCAAAAUCUAGAGAUUAUGCUAACGUCCGCAUCGCAGUACCUCUUCAAUGCACUCGACAGCCGGGUGUACUUCGGUGAAGUGUCGGUGAUCCUGCCGAACCAUUGGCCCCAGUCCUGCAUACCCUACAACCAAACACGCACUUCAGCGAGCGGUGAAACGGCGGACGUCACCAUUCGACCGCACACCAAGGCCGAACCCUCCAUCUGGACGCAACAGUACGCCGGUUGUGGAGAGUCGGGUGAACAGAUCUACGUCGAUCCGGAGAUACUGGGCCGUGAGACAAUCUGGCGGGAGUUUAUCCGCGAGUGGGCAAAGUACCGGUACGGUGUGUUCGAUGAGAUCGGGUACGAUCGCGAUCCGGUCUAUCCACGAUGCUACAUUAACGACGAGCACAAGGUCAAGCUGACUGGUUGCUCCGAUGCGCCAGUCAACGAUGAGGGCCUAUGCGGUAGCCCAUCCUCUCCCGUACCGGUCCCGUACAACAUUAGCCGUGUGUUGGAUCCGAACGCACGCACCAGCAUCAUGUUUGCGGCAGAAUCGAAAAGCGUUACCAUGUUCUGCGACGAGGGCACACACAACCGCUACGCACCGACGAAGCACAAUCAGAUGUGUGAUCGCCGUAGCACGUACGACGUGAUUCUGAAGCACUCGGACUUUGCGCCUCAAAAUCAGAUGGAGUUUAACCCUUCGGUGAUCAUUAACACGGUGCCAAAGUUUAGCUACAAAUCGCGCAAACUAACCCGCUACGUGAUCGUAAUCGGUCAGACGUUUGUGAUGCGAGAACGGGAAACGUGGAGCUUCCUGCGACGUGCCAUACGCAAGUGGAUCGUAUACGAUCUGCCGGCCACCAAGACCGAGAUCGGUAUCGCACUCGCUAACGAUACGGCGACGUACGAUAUGCUCCCGAUCACCUCGCUCCAGAUCGAGAAGAACAAGGACCGGAUCGCAUCCUUCAUCCCGUACACACCGAGCGAUCUGAACCGUCCGACGUGUUUAAGCUGUGGCAUUUCCGACGCCAUCCAUAUGUUGAACGAACAGACGCGCCAUCACGGACCAGCGAACUCGAUCAUUCUGGUGAUCGCCCCCGGUAUGGACAUUGAGCAUGAAUCGCUAGCACGUUCGGCACGUGCCUCCAAAAUUCGUAUCGCUACCAUCAACUAUCCGAUCGUGGAACCACGCCGGCCCCUAGACCCGUUGGCACACGAAACCGGUGGCAGCGCGUACUCCGUGUUCGAGUGUCGUGACAAUUCGGAAAAAUCUCUCGUCACCACGUACUUUGAGCUAUCGAACGCACUGUACAACAUCGGUAAGCUGUACUACGAAGGCAAUCGUAACGAAUUCCCGGUAGAAAUCUUCCGCCGUGUGCUGGUUGAUUCGGUGGGCGAAACCAAUUCGCAGCGCAGUAGCCGUACCGUGACCGGGAACUUUAUGCUCGAUCCGUUCAUGGGCCCACCGGCCGAGUUCUUCAUUUAUGUGCACAACUCUGAAAAUCCCCUCGUAUCGAACGUGCGCCUAACCAACCCGAACGGUAUCGUUUACUCAUCGAUGAGUGAUGCCCGUGCUUCGGUGCGGCAACUGUCUCUCCUGUCCACGAUCAAUGAAACCGGCAUUUGGAACUAUUCGAUCGAACGAUUCCAGGGUAAUCCACAACCGCACUAUGUGCAAGUGAUCGCCACACCUCGCUCUAAGUACGCACCAGUUAUAACGGCACGGGCCUGGGUACAUCGGAGUAAGGCUGGUGGACCGAUCGUACUGUUCGCGGAGGUGAAAAAGGGAGAUCUACCAGUAGUGUCAGCACAGGUCGAAGUCACCGUUACCAAACUGGAACGUAUUUGCGAACGCUUCCGGGAACCGACGGUGCAGAGUGAUGAACGGUUCCUGCUGCUAGACACUGGUGCUGGUGAUCCGGACAUUACCAAGGGUGAUGGAGUGUACUCUCGCUACUUCAAUGCGGAUGAAUUUGGCGGACCAGGAACGUACCAGCUAGAGGUUACAGUCAGUGAUCGUGGCAACACGGCCUACACGCUUGCGGAUGGUGCCAGUUACACCGCGACGUCCAGCACACAACCGGGACGUUGUUGCGGUAGUUCGGUACCCAUUCCUCAGAAGCAAUCGCUAGAUUCCUUCGAACGCAUUCUCCCCCCAAUGACGGUGUUUGUUAGCCAGGCGGAUUUGAUUAACGCCGCCAAGGUGCCGGUCGGUCGUAUCAGUGAUCUUAGCGCCGACGUGGAAGGCAUGAAGGUUCGCCUCAGCUGGACUUCACCGGACAUGGGAGGAAAGAAUGUGGCCCGUUACGAGGUAAAGUAUGCCACCACGAUCAAGGACAUCGUGGACAACUUUGACACGGCCGCCGUACUUUGGCAUCACGACACACCGUUUACGUUCUCCAUCGGCGAAGGUAGCGAGUUUACCAUGAACAUUACGCACGAGCCGCAUCUUUUCGGCCAGAUUCUGUACUUUGCCGUGCGGCCAUAUGCAACACUCACCAAGGACGCCGAACCCGGACCUAUCUCGAACUACGUCCGAGCGUUUGUGACGAAACCGAAGCCUACGACACUGUUCCCACCGUCCAGUACGGGUGGUACGGAAAGCUACGAUUCCAUCUGGUCAUCCUAUGACGGUAUCGCCAAGAAUGGAGACGACAGCAUGGACAUUAUACCGCGCAUCGCCAAAAGUAUGGACCUCGGUCCAGAGUUGCUGCUGCCUAUCAUUGCCGGCAUCAUACUGCUGAUCGCGCUCAUCCUUAUCUACUGCUGGUUCUGCGUGAUCAAGAAGCGGCACGAUACGCAUGACGACGAGCAGAAGAAACCGAUCAAAUCGUUUAAGAGCGACACAAAACUCACCACCAGCCAUAGCGUGAUCGUGACGGCCGCCGGUAACGGUUCGUCACCGUCCUCCAACUCAACGACAUCGUCCUCAUCCUCGCCGAACCAUCAUCAGUCCGCCAACCAUGGAGGUCAAACGACACUUCCUCAGUCCAACUCGUACGAUAUGGGGCUGGGUGAUCAUCAGACCGUUGGCAUCCCGACCAUCUACAACAUCGACGACGAUGUGCUGCUGGCCAAAAAGCGGUACAGUGCCGUCAUCAAUAUGGGUCCACCGACGCACCCGAUGGAGCAGCAGCUGAUCGAGGAGCUGAAGCAGCAGCAACACAUCAUCGACACGCAAUCCUUCAUCAUGCCGAACCAUGGCGGUCCCACAGCCAAUGGUACGAUCGGACCGAACAACAACAACAACAACAACAACAAUUGCAGCGUAAGCAUCAUAUCGACCACCUCCAACAACACAACGCUAACGCGCACGUACAAUCCGAACGCGGCUGGCACGAUUAUGGUCGGUGGCCGUACACUGAGUCCGUACGAAUCCUGGUCCGCUUCGCAACUGCUGCAGGAGCACGAGCAGCAACAUCAGCGACGCCAUAGCCCCACACUUAUUGACGAUCUGAUCGACAAUAACGUGCAGCAGUCGUUCUACAACCCUGGGCAAUCGGUACAGCAGCUCCAUCCGCAGCACGCCCAUAUGCUGGGUCAACCGGGCACGGAUCAGAUGUCGAUGUUGAACAACAAUCAUCUGAAUGAGAACGGUUCGCCACCGGUUCCACCGCUACCGAUCUACACUACCAGCCCGAGUGUUGGUGCUUCGGCUGCGGCUGUCGGUAAUACGACCUCGUACGUGUACGGACAAAGUCACGGUUCAUCGGUUAGUUCGGUCAACAGUGGACUUGGCCCGAUACCGAACGGUGGUUCCACGAUAAGCGGUACGGACACGAAGAAGCGACGCAAUGUCACCAUGGUCUAAGAUGG